Molecule: messenger RNA, 6271 nt
Organism: Phyllostomus discolor (pale spear-nosed bat)
Lineage: Eukaryota; Metazoa; Chordata; Mammalia; Chiroptera; Phyllostomidae
Gene: C2CD2L
Product: C2CD2 like
Exons: 14
Coding region: 884-3010 (708 amino acids)
Biological process (GO): positive regulation of insulin secretion involved in cellular response to glucose stimulus
Cellular component (GO): cytoplasmic side of apical plasma membrane
Molecular function (GO): phosphatidylinositol binding; phosphatidylinositol transfer activity
Source: RefSeq, a predicted model, not a curated record
UUCAGGUUCUGCCUUCUGGUCGUUAUCAGCUGGAUCUCUUCCAGGCACUUCUAUAUAGGAGGGUGGUCUGCACCUACAUACCCAGGGCCUAACUUCGACCAGGAAAUAGCAACCAAGAAGCUGCUGGGGAGCGGGGGGGGGGGCGGGGGGGGGAGAAGGAGCAAUGCAGUCCACAGGAGUCACCUUCUUAACCCCACAGGCUUUCAAACUAUAGAAAUCUGAGAAGCGUAGGGGGAAAGCCGAGCGGCAUCUCACGUAAGUGAAAGUUUACUCUUAGGGUGAACUCAGGAACCAGGGAGUACUCCAGUUCCAGGAUGGGGCGGGGUGGUCAAGGAACCCGCCUAUUUUCAACGCGGGAACCACCUCCGCUCCCGCCUUGUUCUCCGGCUGUGGUCCUGAGCUUUAGGUUGGGCCUCUCCAAGCCCCACCCCUCCCGGGUGCGGGGCCCCUUUAAGGGCGGGUGGGGGCGGGGCACCGGCCGUGUUGUCAGUGUCAGCUCUGCGCACGCACCUCUCCCAGAGCGGUGCCGGCCCGGAGCCCCCUGGUUUCUGCAGACGACUCCCUGCCGUGGUCCGGCUGGGCCCGCGCCGUGGGUUGAAGGAGUCCGGCGCGGGCCAGCGACUAACCCAAGUCGGACUGUUGGACCGAGGAGUGACCUGACCACGGAAAGAAGGAUCUCCGCGUCGCAACCCCCAGGACCACCUCUUACUGAUCUGUGGCAGCCACCAGUCCUGGGUACCUUAGACCCGGAGAGCUCCAGAGCCCACUCGCCCAGCCCCGGGGGAGCCCUCCCCUGCCGCACGGCCCGCCUGGGCCAUGCUCCCCCGGGGCAGCGGCUGAGCUCGAGCUAGGAUUGGGACUGGGACCGGAGCCCUCACGGAGCAUGGAUCCGGGCUGGGGCCAGCGGGAUUUGGGCUGGGCGGCUCUGCUGAUCCUUUUCGCUGCCUCACUGCUCACGGUGUUCGGCUGGCUGCUGCAGUACACCCGGGGCUUGUGUCUGUUGUGGGCCCCCGGGGCCCAGAGCCCGGAACUCGCCUUAGCUGCCGAACCUGUGAGCUCCCUGCGGAAGCUGGGCGUGUGGCGCUCGCUGCUAAGGCUGCGGGCCCUUCGGGCCUGCCUCCCGGAGGAGCCAGGCGUCCGGGGCCUCCUGGCGUCACUUUUCGCCUUCAAGUCUUUCCGGGAGAACUGGCAGCGGGCUUGGGUGCGAGCGCUCAACGAGCAGGCCUGCAGGGACGGGAGCUCCAUCCAAAUCGCCUUUGAGGAGGUGCCCCAACUCCCAUCCAGAGCCAACAUUAGUCAUGUGACCUGCGUAGACCAAUCAGAGCACACCAUGGUGCUGCAUUGCCAGCUCUCUGCUGAGGAGGUGAUGUUCCCAGUUUCUGUGACCCAACAGUCACCAGCUGCUGUCUCCAUGGAGACCUACCACAUCAUUUUGACACUGCUACCAACACAGUUGGAAGUCAAUCUGGAGGAAAUCUCUGGUGAGGGGCUGCUUAUAUCCUGGGCCUUCAGUGAUCGCCCAGAUCUCAACCUGAAAGUGUUUCCCAAGCUGCAGGCCACAGAGAGAGGUGAAGAACAAGUAGAGCUCUCCACUAUUGAGGAACUGGUUGAGGAUGCCAUAGUCAGCACCCAGCCAGCCAUGAUGGUCAACCUCAGGGCUUGCUCUGCCCCUGGAGGUCUGUUACAUAGUAAGAAGCCACCCAUGGUAUACCAGGCCCAGCCAGCCACCCCCAGACCUACCCAGUUAUACCUACGGCAGCUUCGAGCAUCACAGCUGGGAAACAAGCUGGAAGGCACAGGGGAGUUGUGCUGUGUAGCUGAGCUCGACAACCCCAUGCAACAGAAGUGGACCAAGCCCACAAGGGCUGGUCCCGAGGUGGAAUGGACUGAGGAACUGGCACUGGAUUUGGGUCCCCAGAGCCGGGAGCUGGCCCUCAAAGUGCUGAGGAGUAGCAGCUGUGGAGGCACUGAACUUCUAGGACAGGCCACACUGCCUGUGGGCUCCCCUUCCAGACCACUGUCUCGAAGACAGGUUUGCCCACUCACCCCUGGGCCAGGGAAAGCCCUGGGGACAGCAGCCACCAUGGCAGUAGAGCUUCAAUAUGAGGAGGGCUCACCCCAGAACCUGGGUGCUCCCACCCCCUCCACUCCACGCCCUAGCAUCACACCUACCAAGAAGAUUGAGCUGGACCGGACCAUCAUGCCCGAUGGCACCAUCGUCACCACAGUCACCACUGUCCAGUCCCGGCCUCGUGUAGAUGGCAAACUAGACUCCCCCUCCCGCUCCCCGUCCAAGGUGGAGGUGACUGAGAAGACUACUACUGUGCUGAGUGAGAGCAGUGGCCCUAGCAAUACCUCCCACAGCAGCAGCCCAGGGGAAAGUCAUCUUUCCAACGGUUUGGACCCUGUAGCAGAGACAGCAAUUCGCCAGCUGACUGAACCCAGUGGGCGAGCAGCCAAGAAGACACCUACUAAGCGUAGCACUCUCAUUAUCUCUGGUGUUUCCAAGGUGCCCAUUGCUCAGGAUGAGUUGGCACUGUCCCUGGGCUAUGCGGCAUCUCUGGAAGCCUCAAUGCAGGAUUAUUCAGGGAACAGCAGAGGUCCCUCUUCGCCUCACUCAGAUGACCCACCAGCCAUGUUUCCAGGACCCCUAGAUGUUCUCUCCAGUCCCACAAGUGUCCAGGAAGCAGAUGAGACAACACGUUCAGACAUUUCUGAGAGGCCUUCUGUGGAUGAUGUUGAAUCAGAAACAGGAUCUACUGGUGCCCUAGAGACCCGCAGCCUCAAGGAUCACAAAGUGAGUUUCCUGCGCAGUGGCACCAAGCUCAUCUUCCGACGGAGGCAUCGACAGAAGGAAGCUGGUCUGAGCCAAUCACAUGAUGACCUCUCCAACACGUCAACCACACCCAGUGUCCGAAAGAAGGCUGGCAGCUUUUCUCGCCGCCUUAUUAAGCGCUUUUCCUUCAAAUCCAAACCCAAGGCCAAUGGCAACCCCAGCCCCCAGCUAUGAGGGCACUUCUCAUCUCAGCUAGGAGAGGGCAGGAGUCCUCUGAGCCCAUUCCCCACAUCCCAUUCCAUUCCCCUUCCUGCAUUCCCAACAUCCUAGGCCAGGGAAACCCUCUGGGUUCCAGGAAGCCCUGUUUAUUCUGGGCUGUAUGGCCAGUUGGAAGGAUACUUGCAGUGGGAAACAUGUGAGAGAUGAGCACCUGUUGCUGAGGAUAUGGAGUGGGUGGCUAGGAAUCAGAGGAGGGCUCUGUCCUGGCAUGUGUGGGCAUUCCUCAGAACUGUUUGCCUGUUGUUGACACUGGCCCUUUAGAGAGUCCCAGGGCGAUUAAGUCCUCAGCUGAUCCUUCCUCCCUUAUUUAUUCUCUUUUCUAUUUAUAUGUGUGGUUCAGAGCCCUCUGUGAAGAGAUGAUAAGAGGGCAUCUCUCCCAGGUGACCCUUCUUUUUUGUCUCAAGAGGAUAGGCAAUUCCCUUUGGGAUGGGACUCCCACACCUUCCUUAGGUCCCUACUCUGACCAGCACUAGUGUCUCCCUCUGAGGAUGCUGGCAGCUCAUACAAAGUUGGGCCAGUGCCCAGGAUGGGGGGGGCAGGUACUCCCCACCUCUUUGCCUCCACUUCUGUUCCUCAUCCCUUCUUUCUCCUUUAUUAUCGUUUUUGUACUUGAUGCUUUCUCCAUGAGUAGUGGCUCUUUUGGAAGGAGGGAUUCAGGGGCCUGGUGGGAAUCCUUCCCUAGGCAGAUGGCUUUAGGGACUUUAUGUAAAGACUGUGUGAUGAUGGAGCAUGAGCAGGUUUGCACCUUGGUGUGUUGGGAGAUGAUGAUGUCCAUUGCUGUCUGAUGGCUUGGAAUUUAAUUUAUUAAAGUCAAAUUGGAGUUUAUAAACUGGACAACUGGUUAUCCUUUGAAAGACAAUGGGACAGCGAGGCUGUGGUGUUGAUGGAGUGGGAAGAUCAGACACAGGGCCCAUAUGGGGAAGGUGACACAAAUAUUGGGUCUGCUAAGAAGUUCCUGCAGGGAGGAAGCAACAUGUGGAAAGAGGAUGGGAGGAUGGAAAGAGUCUUUGAAGGAUGAAGUUGUAGCAAAAAAUUAAUCAGAAAAAAGUAAAUUGGCUAGUACAGGCAUUUUCAUUUUCAUUUCCCUUUCUUGAACAAGCUGUUCCUUCCAGGAUAUGAGAGUCCAGAGGAGCAUGGACUCUGGAUCUCAGCUGCCUGAUUUGACUCUGUUUCCACUAAUUACCUUUGUGAUCUUGGGCAAAUUGUGUAACCUCAGAGGGCCUCAGUUCUCUCAUCGAUAAAGUGGGUAAUGUGAUAAUAGUAGCUAUUAUUUGGUUGUAGAUGAGAAGGAACUAACUGUUACCUCAGAAGAGACAGAUUGGAAGGGGGAAGUUUUUUAAAAAUUUUUCAAUUACAGUUGACACUUAAUAUUAUCUUAGUUUCUGGUAUAUAGCAUAGUGGUUAGACAUUUAUAUAAUUUAUGUAGUUGUCCCCCAGAUAAGUCUAGUAGCCACCUGGCACCAUACAUAGUUCUUAUAAUAUUAUUGACUAUAUCCCCUAUGCUGUGCUUUAUACCCCAAUGACUAUUUUGAAACUACCGAUCAGUACUUCUUAAUUCCUCCACCUUUUUCAUCUUAUCCCCCCAAACCCCCCAUCUGGCAACCAUCAGUUUGUCUCUGUAUCUAUGAAUUUGUUUUGAUUUUGUUUGUUCACUUAUUUUAUUCCUUAGAUUUCACAUAUACCGUAUUUUUUCGGACCAUAAGACACACCUAGGUUUUAGAAGAGAAAAACAGGAAAAAAAAAAUUUAAAACAAAAAGUGUGGUAAAAUAUUUAAUAACAUAAAUAAAAUUUUACCAAUGUAAAUAUAAUGCUAUAUUCAGACUAUAAGAUGCACCCCCUUUCCUCCCAAAUUUUUGGGGAGGAGUGUGUCUUAUAAUCUGAAAAAUACAGUAAGUGAAAUCAUAUGGUAUUUGUCUUUCUCUGUCUGGCUUAUUUCACUUAGCCUAAUACCCUAUAGGUCCAUCAGUGCUGUCACAACUGGUAAGAUUUCAUGCUCUUUUAUGGCCAAGUAACAUUCAAUUGUCUAUAUGUACCACAUCUUUAUCCAAUCACCUAUCAAUGGACAUUUAGGUUGCUUCCGUAUCUUGGCUGUUGUAAAUAACGCUGCAAUGAGCAUAGAAUGCAUAUACCUUUUUGAAUUAGUGUUUUGGAUUUCUUCAGAUAAAUAUCCAGAAGUGGAAUUGCUGAGUCAUAGGGUAGUUCUAUUUUUAAUUUUUUGAGGAGCCUGGAUACUGUUUUCCAUAGUGGUAACCUCAGUUGGCAAUUAGGAGUAGGAAGUCUUAUAAGGGUUUUGUCAUAAUAAAAAUUCUUUCUAAAUGAGGGCUAGUUUCAGGGAGUUAUGGAUACUAGCAAACUCUAUGUCCCUGGUUCCUGUUCUUUGGGACCUUACACAGGACUCAAAACAGGCAAGCUGCUGCAGGAUAUCAGAGCACUAGACCAGGGACAAAAAACCUGAGUGUGCCACAGACACACCACAUGACCUUAAGCAGACCACUUUCUGGUCCUCAGCUUCCUUGGCUCUAAAAUGAUGGGUGGCCUAGAUAAUCAUUCAGGUCACUCUCAACCUUAUCUACAUCACAGGGGGUUCAUGGCAAAUGCUUUUGGGAGGCAGCAUGGAACUAUUAAUAUUCCCCAUAAUGCUGUUCAUACGGGUCACAGAAUAUGGGAUAUUUAGAAAGUGUGGCAGUGUGUGGAUAUUUUGUUAAUUUGAAUAUAGUGAUAUACUCAAUUCUAAGUCAUGAAAACUCAGAUAUAUCAAGCUAUUUCCCCUGAUGUAAGGAAUGCAACUCCCAGUGGUUCACAGAGGAACAAUUUGUUUACCCAUAUGACAGACAGCCAGACACACUGAACUUUAAAUUUCACAAGAAAGUUGUUGAUAGAAGGGCAGGUAUUCAGAUUCCCACUGGAUCUGUGGUUUGAGUGGGUGGUAACUGGAAAUUGUACUCAGCUUCCAGUGCUGAGUUACCCAGAGAUCAAUGGAACCCAUAUUUUGUAGUGAAGAAGAGACUGAUCACAAAAAUUGGAAUUUUAAAAAUAAAUGCAAAAGAUAUAGAAAACACAAUUUAACUAACUUAUUCAUUUUACACUUUUAGAACAGAUCCACAGCCUUUGAUGAGUAUCAGUUAUACUUUAAGUUUUUGUGGCAGCUUUAAAGGAACAAAUGUUAGAAUGUAUAUGAAUUACCCAGCCAAAACUGAGGCUUAUUUUCAAAAAAA